Molecule: messenger RNA, 1315 nt
Organism: Triticum aestivum (bread wheat)
Lineage: Eukaryota; Viridiplantae; Streptophyta; Magnoliopsida; Poales; Poaceae
Product: origin of replication complex subunit 6
Exons: 9
Coding region: 120-1088 (322 amino acids)
Biological process (GO): DNA replication; DNA replication initiation
Cellular component (GO): nuclear origin of replication recognition complex
Molecular function (GO): DNA binding
Source: RefSeq, a predicted model, not a curated record
AAAACCGACCAGAUCGCCCACUAUUUCUCCCCUCCAAUGCCGAAACCGUCUCCCCCUCCCGCCCCCGCUCCCGCUUCGCGCCAAUUCCAGCCGCCAACCCACCGCCGGCGGCCGCGGCCAUGGACAUGUCGGCGAUCGCCGCCCGCCUCGGCCUCUCCGGGUCCCGCCCCGUCGUGCGCAAGGCCGCCGAGCUCCGCCGCCUCUGCGACAUCAACUUCGACUCCUCCGUCCUCGGCAUCGUAAGCCUCCCGCACCGCCCCUUCAACCACUUCUCCUCCCUCGAUCUCUCUGGUGUACGUGUCUCUGAUGCUGGUUUCGCGCAGGGGGAGGUGUGCAAGGCCAUCAUCUGCCUCGAGAUCGCCGCGACCAAGUUUCAGGUGAUAUUUGAUCGGUCAGAGGCGGUGCGGAUGAGUGGGAUGUCGGAGAAGGCAUACAUCAGAUCAUUCAACGCGCUGCAGAAUGGGCUUGGCGUCAAGACGACAUUGGAUGUGCGUGAAUUGGGCAUCCAGUUCGGCUGUGUCAGGUUGAUACCUUUUGUGCAGAAGGGAUUGGCGCUGUACAAAGAACGUUUCCUGGCUGCAUUGCCUCCUUCUCGCCGCUCAAGCACGGACUUUGGUCGGCCAGUGUUUACUGCAGCAGCAUUCUAUUUAUGUGCAAAGAGGCAUAAGCUCAAAGUUGACAAACUGAAGCUAAUUGACCUGUGUGGUACAUCUAGCUCCGAAUUUACAACGGUUUCGACAUCUAUGGGAGACCUUUGUUUUGAUGUUUUUGGGAUAGCCAAGGAGAAGAAGGAUCCAACCUCUAUCAAAGGGAAUAGAGAGCUGCUGGAUGUUUUGCCUAGCAAAAGGAAACACGAGGAUGACAGCGAUCAUUCUGAUGAAUCAUCUGGGGAUGACAAUGAUGACGAGCUAGAUCUACCAACCCACAAAAGGCACAAGAAGAUGGAGAAACAAGCGUACAAUCAGUGGAAGUCCUCAGUUAUCUCCACCAACAAGCAAACCAAACCAGAUCCUACGAAGCCCAGGAAGCAAGCUCAGCUGAACUUCAAGAAGAAACUGCCCUUGGAAGUGCCCCCACCGGCUAACUAACUUAACCUGAGACCUCUACUUUCAGGAAUGGAAUAGCUGAAAGCCCGAGACUCGUCGGAAGUGUUGUGUGCAAUCAUACUAGUAGAACCUACUUGAUGCAAAAAGGGCACUUCUGGCUCCGUCCCUCGUCUUUUUUGAUAUGUUUUGUAAGGCGCUGCUGACAUGGUACAAAGUGUUAUACAAUCAGGGGAUACUCUUCUGUAAACGGCGGUGGCAUCAUGCUUGUU